Messenger RNA from Closterium sp. Yama58-4, 1497 nucleotides. Lineage: Eukaryota; Viridiplantae; Streptophyta; Zygnematophyceae; Desmidiales; Closteriaceae. The record is from the annotation of a GenBank genome assembly.
AUGGCUAGCUCUACCAAUCCCUCGUCUUCCACCGCAUCGAAAGAUGUCAAUCCCGACGGCGAUUCUCCCCCCAAGCGUUUCACUAAGGAUGGGGUGGAGAAGAAACCGCAAAACCCUAAUCACCGUAUUUAUAGGGAUUUUUGGACAUUCGACGAUCCGACCAAGAAGGGGAAGCAGUACGAAUGCCUUUGGUGCGGGAAAACGUUCGCCUUUAGUAGUAGCCGAUGCACCCAGCAUAUCGCCGUAUGGAACGACGCGAACGUGCGGCGCGAGGCCGGGAUUAUUUGUGCGGAUGUUCCUAAGCGCAUUUCUGACGCCAUUCGCGACGUGAAGGAGACCAAGAUUACGGUGCGCAAAGACAAGGAGAGGGCAAUGGAUGCGGCGCUCACUGUAGUGAGCGGCCAAGGCGGAGCGGGACCGAAGGCUAAGAAGGGGCGGAUGGAGGAUUGGUAUGGCGAGGGGGGGAUUUCGGCGAGGCGUGCGGCCGACGAGGCAGUUUGCCUCUCCUUCGCGGGGACGCGCACGGCGGAGCGUCAGUGCGAGCACCGCCUCUUCCUCAAUAUGUUGCGCGCCGUUGCUGCCGCUGGAAGUAGCUACGUCCCCCCCAAAAAUAGCUACGUUGGCGGCGUCAGGCUGCAGGAGUGCAAGCGGCGGAUUGGGGCGGGAUUGGAGCCCAUUACGAAGACUUGGAAAGAGAUCGGCAUGAACAUCAUUUGUAUCAACGACAGCGAUGCGGUUUUCCAGGAAGCGGUCGACUAUAAGGCGGAGACAAAGAGUGGGGCGUUCAUCGUUGGCAUCGUGCAGCCGAUCAUCGAGAAGAUUGGGCCGCAGCACGUCGUCGCGCUUUGCACGGACGGCGGCAGCAACUACGUGUCCACCGGCAAGCUGCUGCACAAGAUGUACCCGCAUCUCAAGAUCGUCCCCUGCGCCACUCAUGUGCUCGACUUGCUGAUGGAGGACAUCGGCAAGAUGGAUUGGGCGCAAGAGCUGCACGGCAAGGAGAAGUCGCUGCAGCCGCUGCGACCGGUGGGCACGCUGUACAUCGCUGUGUCUCAGCUGCUCCAGAUCCGUUCGCAGCUGACACAGAUGGUGGUGCACAAGGACUGGGAGGAGAAGGGAGGUAGCACACUGACUGGAAAGACAUUUGCGGCAUCGGUGUUGGAUGUGGAUUGGUGGAAGAAGGCGGAGACAUUUGUGAAGGUGAUGGAGCUGCCGUACAAGGUGAUGAGGCGGACUGAUGGGGAGGCGAAGGGGAGGAUGGGUGAGUUGUACGACAUCAUGCUGCAGCUGACAGAGGACUCGAGGGAGCUGUUGGAGAGCGAGGAUUCUGGGCUCAAGAAGGCGGAUAAAGAGGGGGUGAAGGAGCACUUGAGGCGGCGUUGGGACGAGAGUUUGGCCUGCCCCCUUCACGUGGUUGGCCGGAUUCUGAACCCGACGAACCAAGAAGAGGGGAUUUACUACAAGGACCUUGAGUGCACCAGAGUGAUGAAGGCGUGA